Menidia menidia (Atlantic silverside) is the source of this 1401-nucleotide messenger RNA. The record is from the annotation of a GenBank genome assembly. NCBI's taxonomy places the organism in Eukaryota, Metazoa, Chordata, Actinopteri, Atheriniformes, Atherinopsidae.
AUGAAAGAGCUGGUCACUGUUGCCACCAAGAAGGCCCCAGGCCCCAGUCCCAUUCCUGCACCCACAGCUCUCCCACACCGUCGUCUUGCUCCACCUCCCUCACCAAUAACUCCAAAGGUUAUCUCGGCCCUCAAUGACCAAAGGAGCACAGAAUCCCACUGCUGCGCCCCGAAAAUCAUGUCCUUAUUCAGCAGCACGCUUUGCAUCCCCACAGAGAAAGUCAUCACCUGCGCGCCUGAAGCUGUCCACCGCCUGAGCUGCGAUACAGAUGGAGUGAUCAGCGUUCAGUCUGCCCUGUACGGACGAAUGGAUGGUGAGACCUGCAGUCAGGGAAAGCCUCCGAAUGAGAUUUCGAACACAGACUGCUCCCUGGUUGGCACUACCAGUGCUAUUAAGACAAGAUGUGACGGAAAAAAGGUGUGUGAGCUGAACAAAAAUGUUCUUGGAGAUGCUGAUCCCUGCAGAGGCACUGCAAAGUAUCUGCAGACCACAUACACCUGCUUCCCAGCAAUUCACCAAGUGAUAUGUGAGCAUUCUUUGGCCUACCUGCAUUGUGAUGAGGGGCAGAUUAUCUCUGUCUACGGGGCUGACUACGGACGGCGGGACCAGACCACAUGUGCUUUUGGUCGGCCGGCGUCUCAAAUCCAAAACACAGUGUGCUCAAAUCCCACACUGAAAGUAGGAGAGAGCUGCAAUGGGAAAAACAGCUGUAUUAUCAACGCGAGCAACUCUGUUUUUGGAGACCCCUGUGUGGGAACCUACAAGUACCUGGAGAUCCCGUGGCCAAUGAAGAUGGGUCCUUUUUCCUCAACAGAGAGAGCCAUAAGCUGUGAUGAUGACUCAAAUGUCCAUCGUUUAGGAUGUGAUACGGGGGUCAUCAGCGUGCAGUCAGCUCUGUAUGGACGGGCAGACCGUGAGACCUGCAGCGAGGGCAGGCCUCAGCAUCAACUGGAAAAUACACGGUGCUCCCAAGCAGGCACCUUGAAUUUAGUCAAGAACAGAUGUGAUGGCAAGAAGGUGUGUGAGUUCAGGACACAUGAUGUUCGGACAUCCGACCCCUGUUAUGGCAUCUUCAAGUACCUGGACACCAACUACACUUGCUUAGUAACAAUUCAGCACGUCGCAUGUGAGCACUCCUAUGCAAAUUUGUACUGUGAUGAAGGGCAGGUCAUAUUUGUCUAUGGUGCUGACUAUGGCCGCCGUGACCAGACCACGUGCUCUUACCAGCGACCACCCUCUCAGACUGAAAACGUGUACUGCUCACACCCGACUAAAAUAGUUGCUGAACGCUGUAAUGGAAAAAACAGGUGUACUUUCAGGGUGAGAAACUCUCUGUUUGGAGACCCCUGUGCUGGCACAUUCAAGUACCUGGAGGUGGCUUAUGUUUGUAACUGUAAGUAA